AUGUUCGACCUGCAGGGCGGCUGGAACCUGUCCUUUGCGGGCUGCGGCUUCUUGGGGAUCUACCACAUCGGAGUGGCCAGCUGCCUGCUGGAGAAGGCCCCCUACCUGGUGAAAGGGGCCACCAGGCUGUACGGAGCCUCCGCAGGGGCCCUCACUGCCGCAGUGCUCGCGAGCCAAGCAUGCAUCGCUAAAUGCUGCGAGGACGUCAUCGAGGUGGCGAAGGAAGCCAGGAAGAGGAACCUAGGUCCGCUCCACCCAACCUUCAACCUGGUGAAGGUCCUGAGGUCCGGCCUGAACCGGGACCUGCCCUCUGACGCCCACCUCCUGGCCUCAGGCCGCCUCUGCGUCUCCUUGACCAGAGUGGCUGAUGGGGAGAACGUGCUGGUGUCAGAGUUCAGCUCCAAAGAGGAGCUCAUCCAGGCGCUGAUCUGUAGCUGCUUCAUCCCCAUCUACUGCGGACUCAUCCCUCCGUCCUUCAGAGGAGUGCGCUACGUGGACGGCGGCAUCAGUGAUAACCUGCCUCAGUCGGAGCUGAAGAACACCAUCAGCAUCUCCCCGUUCUCCGGGGAGAACGACAUCUGUCCGCGGGAUAACUCCACCAGCUUCCACGAGCUGCGCUUGACCAACACCAGCAUCCAGAUGAACAUGGGGAACCUGUACCGGCUCAGCAGAGCGCUGUUCCCGCCCGAACCCAGGGUCCUGGCAGAGAUGUGUCAGAGUGGCUAUAAGGACGCUCUGCGCUUCCUGGAGGAGAACAACCUGCUGAUGCUGGAGCGUCCUCGUCCCGGUCUGCCCGACAGUCCCAGCAGCUGCUGCUGCUCUGAGCCCACCGAGACCACCAAGGAGUGGGUGCUGCGCAGACUCCGCCUGCUGCACGACAAGCACUGGUGGCUGGAUGAGCAGCUGGAUCUGCCCACCCAGAUAAAGAAAGUGUUCUGUGAGGCCUGCCGGGAUAAGUCGGGCCUUUACGCCAAGGUGUCUGGGAUGCUGCCGCUGAGAGUGGCCUCCUACAUUCUCCUGCCUUACACGCUUCCUGUCCAGUCGGCCUAUUCUGUGGCCCAGAGGUUUGUGGAGUGGAUCCCAGAGGUUCCAGCUGAUGUUCGCUGGCUGUUUGGCGUCGCUGGAGACGUCUACAGACAGGCGUGGAGAAUCAACCCCGCCGGCUCCACCAGCGAGCGCUCCCUGAGGAAGUGCCUGAGCGUCCCUCCGCUGCCUACAGAGACCGACUGUCCCACACAGACUAUGGCGCCUGCUCUGUCUUCUCUGGAGCUCCGCAGGGAUUACUGGAACAUCCAAUCAUCUACCUCGCCUGCCCCCCACCUCCCCGCUCUCCCUGCUCCGGCCUCCCCGCAGCCAGUCUGCUUCUUUCUGGGCUCCCAGGAUGAACCUCAGAGCCCUGAGCAGCCGUGACAAACAUCCUGAACUCGAGCUAAGCUCCGCCCCCUCUGGGUGAGGUUAGGGUGACUGAUGGGAGCGAAUGACUCUAACAUGUAGAGGGGCGGGGCGCUGCCUUCUGCUGGGCGUCCAUGUGCCUCGGAGCAAAGAGUAACGCUACGUGCUGCUUUGCGUUGGAAAAGUCGUGUCCUUUUUAGGGCGGGGCUUCUGUCCAUGAACCAAUCAGACGUUAGUGGGAGGAGUUCAGCAGGUGCCUUAAGGUGGUUUUCGAAAUCAGUUCCUUAGAAAAAAAAAAAGCAGUUUUUAUGUCAGAGAUGUUAAAAAAGAAA
Molecule: messenger RNA, 1724 nt
Organism: Cyprinodon tularosa
Lineage: Eukaryota; Metazoa; Chordata; Actinopteri; Cyprinodontiformes; Cyprinodontidae
Gene: pnpla3
Product: patatin-like phospholipase domain containing 3
Exons: 9
Coding region: 1-1410 (469 amino acids)
Biological process (GO): triglyceride catabolic process; positive regulation of triglyceride catabolic process; lipid homeostasis
Cellular component (GO): cytoplasm; membrane; lipid droplet
Molecular function (GO): triacylglycerol lipase activity
Source: RefSeq, a predicted model, not a curated record